AUGCUCGACCUAAUUCGCGAUUCGGCUUUUGGCCAUUGCGUUCGACUGGUAACACGCGGAAAGUACCUCCAGUAUCCUGAAGAGAGGGACCACGAUAUUUGGAAGAAGUACGUCAGUCAUGAAAAGUCGGGAUAUGCAGCCUACCAUGGAAAAACUCAUCCGCCGGAGGACAAUGCUGAAGAGGCAUUGAGGGAGCUCACCCAGGCGUAUGAUGUAAGGAGUCGCGAAAGACACGACUCAAAUACUACCGCAGUAGGGGAGGGGGUCAAUGAAGCAAGUGGUGUCAGGGUCGAUCCUGAGAAGGGAAAGGACCUUCACGUCAUCGAUUGGUAUGGGCCGGAUGAUCCACAGAAUCCCCGCAACUGGUCACGAGGGAAGAGAUAUUUUGUCACGUUUGAGAUUUGCUUCCUCACCUUUUCUGUGUAUAUUGGUUCAGCGAUAUACACACCUGGUCUUAUGGGCGUCAUGCAAGAGUUUGGCGUUGCUCAGGUCCCUGCGACCUUGGGGUUGACGCUAUAUGUCGCCGGGUACGGUCUCGGGCCUCUCCUCUGGUCUCCGAUGAGUGAGAUUCCGCAAAUUGGACGGCUAUGGGUGUAUAUUGGCACUCUCCUGGUGUUUGUUCUCUUCCAGUUGCCGACCGUCUACUCGGUCAACUUUGGCAUGCUUCUUGCUUUCCGGUUCCUCACUGGCUUCUUCGGCUCUCCUGCUCUUGCUACAGGCGGUGCUUCCAUCGCCGACAUGUAUCGACCCAAGAAACAAGUCUAUGGCAUGGCUGUCUGGGGUGUAGGAGCAGUUUGUGGGCCUGUGCUCGGUCCCUUAGUAGGAGGAUUUGCCGUCAUGGCGGAAGGUUGGAAGUGGACCAUUUGGGAACUGAUGUGGCUAUCCGGCAUCUGCUGGGUGUUCCUGUUCUUCUUUCUACCGGAGACAAGUUCGCCCAACAUCCUGUACCGCAGGACCAAGCGGCUGAGGAAGUUGACUGGCGAUGAUCGGUUUACUUGCGAGCCGGAAAUGACAGCGGCUGAGAUGACACCCAAGGAUGUUAUCCUAAUGAGUCUGGUGAAACCCAUCACCUUGAACUUCACCGAGCCAAUGGUGUUUCUGCUCAACCUGUACAUUGCACUCAUCUACGGUCUUCUGUACAUUUGGUUUGAGUCGUUCCCCCUUGUCUUUGAGGGGAUAUAUGGCUUCAACCUUGGCCUCGAGGGGGUGGCCUUCCUUGGCAUCCUUGUUGGCACAUUUCUUGCCGCCGGGGUACUGUUCGCAUGGAACUACUGGUAUCUAGAACCGCAGUUCGACGACAAUGGCAACAUUCAACCAGAGAAGCGUCUUAUCCCCGCCAUGGUCGGCUGCUUUGCGGUGCCCAUCUGUCUGUUCUGGUUCGGAUGGGCUUCGCGAUCCGAUGUUCACUGGAUCGUACCAAUCAUCGGGUCUGGCUUCUUUGGUGUAGCAGCGUUCACGCUAUUCCAGGCGGUCCUACCGUACUUGAGCGAUGCAUACCCAGACUCAGUGGCUAGUGUGCUGGCGGGCAACGACCUGAUGAGGUCUUCAUUUGGUGCGGGGUUCCCUUUGUUCGCCAAUGCCAUGUACCAAAGAUUGGGUAUCAACUGGGCGAGUAGCUUGUUGGCCUUUCUGGGUAUCGCCUUCAUCCCCAUCCCGUUCGCUCUCUACAAGUGGGGCAAGCAGAUUAGGCACAAGAGCAAGCUGGCGAGGAAGGAUAUCUAA
Molecule: messenger RNA, 1722 nt
Organism: Pyrenophora tritici-repentis Pt-1C-BFP
Lineage: Eukaryota; Fungi; Ascomycota; Dothideomycetes; Pleosporales; Pleosporaceae
Product: ProP, Permease major facilitator superfamily
Biological process (GO): xenobiotic detoxification by transmembrane export across the plasma membrane
Cellular component (GO): plasma membrane
Molecular function (GO): fluconazole transmembrane transporter activity
Source: RefSeq, a predicted model, not a curated record